AUGUCUAUGUCACCCCUGGGUACGGUUGCCAUGUCUCCACCUCAAGAACAAGUAUCUUCGGGUAAUUCCACUUCAAGCCCCGCAGCUGGAGGUAGCAAUCGUCAAAUAAAGAAAAGAAAUAGAAUCUCAUUUGUAUGUCAGGAGUGCAGAAAGGCCAAGACUAAAUGUGAUAAAGAGAAGCCUGCCUGUACGAGGUGUGUUAAACAGAAUUUAGCAUGUGUUUAUGACGUGGCGAAACAACCUCCUCCAAGAAUACCAAGUAAGGAUGCCAAGAUUACGAGAUUAGAGAAUGAUGUGGAAUAUUGGAAAAAUAAAGCUAUGAAAUUACUGGAGGAAAAGGAACAGACGAAUGGGAAAUCUAAUGGGUUCAAAAGAAGUUCUUCCUAUGUGAAAGAGGAAGAAUUAGAUAGAGUCGAUAAUCAAACGAUAGAUAAACGAUUGAAAACUCAAUCUACAGUUCCAUUGCAAAAGGCAACCCAUGCAACGAAGGAUGAUAUCAUGGUGAACUUAUAUAAAAACAAUCCCACUAUGAUCAUGAGUAAAGUGAUGAAGAGAGAAGUUAAACCUCUUUCCGAGAAUUAUAUUCUUAUUCAAGAUAAGUUUAUUUCCACUCUAAUUUCGUCCGUAUUUCUAGACCCUUCUAAAAAUACAAUGAUUCCAGCCUUAACUGCAAAUGCAAAUAUUUCAAGAACCCAGCCGAGUGUGACAACGAACGCAUUGAAAUUGAAGGAAAUCUUAGUGAAACAAUGUCAAAAUCCAUCACAAGAGGCAAAGGUCAACGAAUUUACGGAUCGAAUACUACAAAAUACAAAUUCAACUAGGAAUCUAAAAGUGGGGAUGAUUCUUUCUAUGCUUUAUAAUACUGUGGGUCACCAACACCUUGAGGAUCAUUGUCCCGCUGAUGGUGAAUAUUCAGAGCUUCUGAAAACAUUUAUUAAUGAAUUUGAACAGAUUCUACCACCUUAUGAGAUUAUAAUGAAGUAUAAGGCAUUCUUUGCAGAAUAUGUUUAUCCCAAUUUACCUUUUAUGGAACAAGAAAUGUUUGAAGAAUCAAUAGCUACUACCAUUUUCCCCAAUGAAGAAGAUCCAACUAAAAUAAAGAUAAAAUUAGGAAAUACAAGACUAAGAUCUAAAGUUGAAAACAUGUGUAUGUUGCUGGUAAUUUUGAAAUUGGCAUACAUUUCUAUAAGUUUGGUGGAAGAAAUUCCUCAGGAUGACAACUUGCAAUUUACCAAGGAUAUAAUAGUUAAAUAUCCAAUUCCUAAUGAUGCAAUUUUACUCGCCCAACGUUGUCUCGCUUCUGAAGAUUGGUGUGCAUGUGCUAACGAAAACAUUAUCACUUGUUUGCUAUAUAUAUGGUCAUUUUUUGUAUUCUCACCGGAAGAAGGUGAUUUCUUUUUAGAACAUCCCACCGAUGUAAUUGGCAGCUUAAUAAUGAUGCUGGCAACUUCCAUUGGGUUACAUAGAGAUCCAUCUGAUUUUCCACAGUUACAGGAUCCAAAUUUGUCAGAUAGAAGGAUAUUAAAUCAUAGAAGGUUGUUGUGGAUUGGCAUUGUGACCGUGUGUUCAUUUGAAUCUAGUUUGAAAGGGAGACAUUCAGUAUCAUCGAUGGCAUUGAUGGAUUUGUUUAUUGACGUAAAGGAUCCAGCCGCUGCUGAGAAAUAUAUUGCCCGAGUAAAGGCUGAUGCAAAACCAACAAUGGAUGAAAGAUUAAUCAGUAUACAUGAAUAUUCUUUCAAAAGGGUAAGACUGGCAUUAUUAUUAUCGGAUCUGGAUAAUUUGACUAUGUCAUACAACAAUGACUUUCCCUUGAGCGCAAUUGAUAAUCUGGCAGAAACCACUCGUACUUUCAUUGAGACCAAUUUUCCAAUAAUAAAUCUAAAGGAAAUAAAUAUUAGCAAAGAACAAACACCUGAAAGCCUAAAGUCACAUUUACUUUUUUUGGCAACUAUAAACUCCACGUCUAUUCAUAGCCGAAUUAUGUUUAGAUUAAUGAUGUUAAGAACAGCGGCCGCAUUAUUCCUAUAUUUUGAAUCUGAAAUGGCAAAGAAUAAAAGUUCAUCAUUACUGCCUUACUACUAUAAAUACUUCACAAAAACAUGCACAUAUGCAUUGGCAUUGAUUACUGAUUUUAAUAAAUUCUUCAAGGGAGAAUAUGAUGAUUGUUUGUCUCCUUUAACCACAUAUAAUAUCACGAAGUUUAUUCAGUUAGCUCUGCCAAGUACCAUCUUUAGCUUGUUAGGUAUUAUCUUGAGGAUAAGUCUAGGUGGUAAUAUGUUAUUUUCAGAAUAUCAGGAAUAUCCAAACAAGGAAGACUAUGCUGCAUUAGAUGAAAUAAAUAAAAGAAUAGAAAGCUUAAAUGCUCUCCAUAAGGAUUUAGAAAGUGCAUUAGAGAAUAUCCAUAUCUUAGCAUCUCAGCACUUGCGAUUUACUUUCUUCUCCGUGUUCAAGAUGCUUGCAUUAUGCGAUGUAAUAAUACAAAGAAUGAGAAAGGGGGAAUUGUGGCUUGGUAUAUUUGAAAUGGUUCACAUGAGACAUAUUCAUCAGAGAAUUGUCAAAACGUUGACCAUGACAAUUGGUUUUGAAGCAGAUAAAAAGGAAAGUUUAAUAGAUGAUCUUAAGUUAAAAAACCAUAUUGUACAAUUCAGUAUGAAUGAUAUCACAAACCUAAGGCAAAAUGUAAUUGAUGCAUCAUUAGGUGUUCAAGGAUACGGAAACAAACCACCCUCCCAACCGUCUAGUUCAGAAACAUCAGUACCGUUAGCUCAACCAGUAGCUACAAAAUAUUCAAAUCCUGUUUAUGAUUGGAAUUCAUCUUUAGGAAAUUUAGGCAAGCUUUCCACCGCAGCAUUAAUCAGUCAAAAUUCGACUCAAGUGAAUAACACUCCUAUCAAUGGCGGUCCCAAUAUGACUCCAACUCCACCUUUGAAUGGUGAGUCAAUUCCCCCACAGUUUGGACGUGGUGGUGUUGGUGCUGGCACAAACGGAUUACAAACGGAUUUCACUGGAUUCUUCGGCGGUUUGGAUUUGUUUGAUUAUGAUUUUCUAUUUGGAAACGACUUCACUUAG
Molecule: messenger RNA, 3069 nt
Organism: Naumovozyma castellii
Lineage: Eukaryota; Fungi; Ascomycota; Saccharomycetes; Saccharomycetales; Saccharomycetaceae
Gene: OAF1
Product: oleate-activated transcription factor OAF1
Exons: 1
Coding region: 1-3069 (1022 amino acids)
Source: RefSeq, a predicted model, not a curated record